This is a messenger RNA of Hippocampus comes (tiger tail seahorse), 2341 nucleotides long. It is a transcript of the gene ccdc82, whose product is annotated as coiled-coil domain containing 82. The record is from RefSeq and is a predicted model, not a curated record. Bases 373 to 1128 code for a protein of 251 amino acids. The transcript has 2 exons. NCBI's taxonomy places the organism in Eukaryota, Metazoa, Chordata, Actinopteri, Syngnathiformes, Syngnathidae.
GUUUUUCCACAUGCAGUAAUCCAGUUGCCGGCUCCUUGUUGCGAUGUGACAAUCUUCCGCCCGGGGCGCUGUAACGCCCGUCUCUAUUUUGCAGCGAAGAAGAAGUGUGAUCACAACAAUAACAGUGCUAGCAGCAAGGGAAUGUGACGCGCUCAGACUUAAUCCAGCUGUAAGUCAUACCGACUGACAGCUGCUCUUUGCAAGUAACGCGAUACACAUUAUUGUGCAGUUUACGAAUUCAGAUGCAGUGUAGCUUCUCAGCGCGGCUCUACGCUUCCAUAUCGACGCGCGGGUGAUAGGUUAGCCUGUUCGAACUCUAUCGUACUCGUCUUUUUUGUUUAAUGUCCCUGGUUUCCGUUCCCGAGUGCAAACAUGGAGAGCCUUUACAAGCGCAAAAUGUUCGCUUCGAUGCGCAAAACCAAGACGGGCCUGUCCAAGAAGAGGCAGAUCGGUCUGCCUGCCUCCAUCCUGGACGACAGUGACGAGGGCUCCUUCUCCUCGUCCUCGUCGUCCGGGUCCCAGUCCGACUUCCAUAGCUCCCCGGAGGAGGACAGUGACCAGGAGGAGUGGAAAAGGAGUGACUCCGGAGCCACAUCCAGCGACGACAGCCGCUCCGUGACCCGCCGAAAGCGCUCUUUUCUGGGAGGCGACGAAACCUCCUCGUCUUCGAGCACCGCGAAGGAGCGGGACGAUGACGAUGAAGACGACGACGACGAUGAUGAUGACGACGACGACGACGAUGACGGGGGAAAGAAGGAGCUUACGAGUCAGCCGAAGAGAAUGGUGCAGCCCAGGAAGAGGUGCAGGGUUCAGCGACAGGAUGAUUCGGAUUCGGACCGUGCAGAUGAGAAGCGGAGAGAAGAGGAGGAGAAGGCGAAGAGGAGACAGAGACACAACAAGCUGCUGGCGCUGUCGCGCAGGAUGAAGGCCCGCGUUCCGAGCCGGAGGAGGAGCCGCGUCAAACAGCAUGAGGAAGAAUCAAAAGAAGCGGAGGAUGGGGCUCAUGGGGAUAAAGAUGGAGGAAAUAAUGGCAAGGCCGAGGCUUCAGGUGGAGAUGGAGAAGAGAAGGGAGGAGAAGAGGAGCGGAAGGAGGAGAAAGAGCAAGAGGACGAGGCGGUGAAGGAAUAGCUUCACCAUGUGCAGCAAAGCGUACGAGAUGUGGACUUUCAAUGUGGAAAUCUUGCAGUCUUAUUUUCAAUUUGAAGUGGAACUCUGUACAGUGUUUUGUCUUUUCCUGCAGCACUUGUAAACAGGAACAGGAAUGAUCUGCUGCUCUUGAGACUGGCGUUGAUAAUAAUCGCCGGAAAGGCGCACAGAGAUUUGGGAGAACGGUCGCAUCCGUGACACCGCUCAUCCUGCAAUAGCAGUGGAUCCUGAAACGGGGCUGCAAGAGCAUGGCUCUGCGCGUGUGUGUGCGUGUGUGUGCGUGUGUGUUUGGAUCAGUUCUGUCACAUCCUCAAUGUGAAGCCAGAAAAGGUUUGCAGUCAUUUUUCUUUUAUUUUUUUCCAAUCUUUCACUACUCAAUAUCAAGACACCAAAUUAGGAUUUUUCUGUAAAUAAGAAUUUGUCAAGGGACAACUGUUCCUUUGACCUGAUUUAGAAGACGAAAAAGGGUGUUUGAUCGCAUGACACGGGAAAUAUCAUUUUGCGCCUGAAAAGUCAAGUUCAGCGGACGUAUUAUGCAAACGUUCAAAGUGCAUCGUUGUUUUGGGCAAAAUAGGCAUUUUUUUUCUUUAUAACUUUUUUAUUAUUUUUUUUUAAACAUUGUCGACUCCUUGUUUGGCCGCAAGUGCUGAAAUGACAGUGAUUUGCAUUCUGUCUGCUUUUACCACCCGAGACAAGCCAGAGCUGCGCUGGGACUGCUUUUCAGAGUUUUGUCAAUAUUUGAAUUUUGGCAACCUUCAUUUUUAGUAAUUCCCCCUGGCUUUUCUUCAGAGUUUAAAUAGAAAUCAGCUGAGCUUUGAUUUCUAGAGUAUGAUACGCAGGUUUGCAAAAUGCUUACGAUCAACUGCUUGUCAAUAAUUCUUUAAAUAGCUGCUAUCAUAUUUAACCUCCUUUGAGACGCAUCCAUUUCAUUUUGGUUCAUCCCCGCACUUAGCUUGUUCAUGCAUUACAAAAGCAUUGUUGGCCGCACAAAGCUUUGCCGGGUUUUGUGGCUGCGCGACUUAAGGGCUGCCGCUUGCCUAAAAGUUAAAUGGCUGUCAAUCAGCUUCCACGUUAAUGAAUCAGUAGCUGCCAGUGGUACCGAUCUCAGAACUGCAUCUGAGGAUUUUCACGGGACGUCUACCUGAGGGAAGUGGACUGCGGCGUUGCGUUGUAUUAAACUCUGCAAAUGUCUGUU